GCACUUGUUAUGCACCAGAUCAGAGCAUCCUCAAAAUGAAGACCCUAAUCAUUCUCUGCAUCCUCUCCGUUUCUUUCCUUCCGCUCUCCAUCUCAGCUUUUCGUCCGCACAUCCGCCUCCCCACCCAGGAAGACUACCCCGGAAACCAGCCCGUGCUAGAUGUAGACGGCGACCCGCUCAUUUACGGCAACAAAUACUACGCCUCUCCGAACUUCAACCACAUCCUCGGCGUCACAGGCGGCAUAAGCAUGGACACUUACCUAAUCCAAGGAACCGGCCAAUCUACUUGCCCAAACGCCGUAGUUCUUAACAUCAGCGUCGUCAGCCGCCACACUUUCGCCGAACCCCUUCCCAUAGUUUUCUACCCCCUAGGACUCCAAGAAGUCAAGGAAAGCCUCCCACUGAACGCGGCGAUUUACCUUGAAGAGUCGGAUCCCUGUGCUAAUGAAACGGUGUGGAAGCUCGUCGAGCGGUCGGGGAAGCCGGUGAUAGGGACCGGCGGCAAAAUAGGUGACCAAGAUGAUGUUUCCAACUGGUUUAGGAUCGAGAAGCAUAGUGAUGACUAUAAUAAUAAUGGGUAUGUUUUCACCUUCUGGCCAACCCUUUGCCCUCACUGCAGCAGCAAAUACUGGCGUAUUGGCACCGUCGACGAACAGGGUCGUCAGUUGGGAAUCAAUGAUAAAAAUCCAUAUCCUUUUAGGUUCCUUAAAGCAAAGUAGGCUGCUGCUUUGAGCUGAUGACCACCAAGAAUCAUGCAUGGAAUAUAUUAUUAUUAUUAACAUAUAAAUAAUGGCGUCUGUACCCGGGAAGCCUAUGCUAGCUUGUAUCCCAUGCAUGCAACAGUGUUUGGUGAACUAAUAAUAUCAACUCCUUUUACUUUUUUGUGUUA
Molecule: messenger RNA, 889 nt
Organism: Ipomoea nil (Japanese morning glory)
Lineage: Eukaryota; Viridiplantae; Streptophyta; Magnoliopsida; Solanales; Convolvulaceae
Product: kunitz-type elastase inhibitor BrEI-like
Exons: 2
Coding region: 36-719 (227 amino acids)
Molecular function (GO): endopeptidase inhibitor activity
Source: RefSeq, a predicted model, not a curated record